This is a messenger RNA of Dentiscutata erythropus, 297 nucleotides long. The record is from the annotation of a GenBank genome assembly. Lineage: Eukaryota; Fungi; Glomeromycota; Glomeromycetes; Diversisporales; Gigasporaceae.
UUAGUUCGCAAGAAGAAUGACAAGAUGUUUGAAGAGCAAAUUCAAAGGAUGGUUACAGAGAAUGAAAAACUAAAACGCAAGCUCAAGAAGAAAGAAAAAAACAAAACUGUGAGAGAAAAUAAUAAUCUAUCCAAUGAUAGCAGUUCAGAUGCUAGUGAUAGUGAAACUGGUAAGACAGGGUUUGAACCCGGAGAUGUGUUUGCGAUAGGCGAUAUCAUGGAUGAGGUUGAUUCGGUCACGGAACUCUACGUGCUUCGUGCACAAGUAACAAACAAGUCAUAUGGUAUAUCGACCUGG